UCGCGCCCCCGCACCCCUCCGUCGCUCGGUCGACCGCUGAUACCGAACGUGCGUACGCUUGCGUACACGUCGUUACUACUUACUACUACGCUUUACUACUGACACCCGCGUACUACUACGAACAGUGGCGUAUCGACGACCUUUCGCCCCGACCUUCGUUCCGCGAGCAACCGCGAGAUUUCUUCCGAGAAAUUUUCGGGAGAGCGGGAGCGGAGACGCGCACUCCGCGACGACACGAUUUAUGCGCGCUAUUUCCUCCCGGUUUCCUCGCCAAGUUACUGCAGAGCGCACCGAAUCUCGAUUGCGAGUUGUUACGUAUCUAUUUUAUUUAUUAGCUUCCCCAAUCUCUCUAUUCCCUUCACUGAAAUUCUAUCCAAUUGUCGGAUCCUCUUCUUCAAAUUGAGAAUGACGGAUGAAGAAUAUAUUUUAGUUAACUGUGUAAUAAUAUACAUUUUUUCCUAAUAUAACUUUAAUUUAGGCCUCAUUAAAAUUAAAUAAGUAACAUAAUAAUGAAUGACAGAUUCUCGCGAGUAUAAUUGCAUUUAUCAAAUUUUGUAAUUAAAAAGUUUUGCUUGAAACCAAAUUUAUUUCUGCGAAAGUAGGACGUACCGUUAUCAAAUUCAGCAAGUGCUGCAGCGGUGUGAAAUUCGAUGCAUAUUACGAGAUGUUAAAAGCAGAAAUCACGAGUCCUUUGCGCGUAUCGUGGUCUUACUAUUGCGAAUUUCUAUUUCUGAAAAGAUCUGGGUUGACUAACGAAAACUCAUGGUUGAAAAUAUUCGUGCCAAAUUGAAACGGAGACCGGGUAAAUCGGCCACUAUGGAUUCGAUCCCAUUGGGAUAUAUUUCUGGACUGUGGGCCAGACUCUGUCCUCGUUCCUCAUUCUUAACCCCUUAAGUAAAACUUUAUUUUCUGCUUGGUUGCGAGUGUAAUUUUUCCGAGCUCUCUCGCGCGCGAAACGAAAAUAAUUCAUUUAAUAGACACCGAGAUUAAUGAAGCGUAUAAAUUGGAUAAUGAGAUCUUAAUCGAGUUAUUUUCUGGAAAUAUAUCUACCCACGAUGUAGACCCACAAUUUCCCUUUUUAUAUAUAUAUCGAGGAAUAUAUAUAUUUGAGAAUUGCACUAAACUUUGAUUUAUCGAUUAUGGUUUUUCUCCAAAAAAAAAAAAAAAAGAAGAAAAAACGCUCAUACAUCACGUUAAAGAUACAUGGAUAUUUUUUCCGCAUACGUUUCACAUAUAGGUAUUUCGAUUUAUAUCGAAAGUAAGGAUCUUUAACGUAGCAAUACAUGUACGCGGUGUGUGCGCAAAACUCACGUCCGAACUUUCCAUCUCCGUAGCGGUAACGCGGGAACACGGAAAGCGGAGCACGGAAUUUAGUACCCGUUGUCAAAAGUUGCACAAUAUCCAUGCUGCCACUUUGCCUGCGAGUAACUCGACAAUACGAGAGUUUGGCGCGCACGUUCGGGGUUGCGCGUAGGUCGGGAAACAUUAAAUUCAAGCGACCCUUCCGCGGAGCAGAUUACCACUGACUUGUGUCCCCGUGUAGGAGACGACGUAAAUUUGCGGGAAUGCUCGGAUAGGCCACGUUUACAUCGGUGUUUACAAUUAUAUCUGGCGGGAUAUUAAGAGGCGACGUAAUAGGGCAAGGCCGAUGAAUGAUGACCAUUUGCCCAUUAUUCAUCGUGCUUCCUCCGCUAUCGCGAAAGCGUAAACUACAGAAUGGAAAGACGUGAUUUAAUUUUGUGCUGCCGAGAUAAGAUCGAUUACUAUGAUGCGAUAUAAAUAACAUUACUAUUACGUUGUGGUUUGGACAUAAAGCCAAGUUUGUAUCUAAAUGUUGGAGGUAAGCGUCACAUUUGAAUGGAGUUGAAAUAAAGUUACAUACUGCAAUAUAAUUUACGAUAAUCGUGAAAAAUCUUGACAAUGAAAAUUAUCGUCGUAGAUAAGACGAUAUAAAUUUUCACGAUAGACAUACAGACACAAAUAUUUCUUUGAUUAAUUAAAAAAUAAUAUAUAAUUUAUAAUUUCUUGCCGCAAAAGUUGAAGUAGUAACGUAUGACCAUGCGACGGCGCAUGGUAAUAAGGUAGGAAUUUGUCGUAUAAAGAAAUCAAUUUUUCCUCGCAUUAAGGAUCCGGCACAUCGUUAAGAGAGUUUCCGCCCACUUUAUAAUGUAGACGAGGGUAUACCAAGAAGGAAAAAGAGAGAAGAAGGGCGGGAGCAGUGGAGGGUAGAAAAAGCGUCGCGGAUUAAAUUGGAGGCGGAAAGUGUGCGUGGUGCGCGGCAUUAGUAUACCGUGCAUACGCCAUUACAACAUUCCCCGAUGUCCACGCGUUACAACGCGUUACUACUGCUACUACUACCACCGCUAUAUUGUCACCACCGUCCAUUACGCUCGCGCCGUACUCCUCGCGCGUCUGGUGGGGAAGAAUCCGGUCGUCCGUCCGUUCCCCUACCUCGUAAAUCAUCGCGAUGGGCAUCCACGUAGGUCACUGGAUACGUCGGCGAAAUAGCGACGGGAUGGACCGAGCGGUGGUGGUGGUGGUGCUGGUGGUGCUGGUGAUGGUCGUGGUUGGAGGAGUAUGGGAGCUAGGAGAAGGAGAGCAGCCGUUCGUUUCGAGAGACGAGAGAUCGUGAUUUUCGAGGCGGAUGUUCCAAGAUCGCCCGCGCGACCCAAAUUAUCGUAAUGGCCAUUAAUAGAUCCUACGGAAAUCGAUGAAUUAUAUUGAUGGUGGAAAUCAGUUUAUUUCGUAGGUCUUUAUACCUUCCAAUGGACGAGCUCUCGCUCGUUCGUUUUAUCGCUGCCUAUUAUUUUAUCCGCCAACUUUCAGUGAGAUCAAUUUUGUGACUUUUGAUGUUUUCGACAUGAAAUUGCUUUGCCAAAAAUGACGUCGCGUUAUUAUCAUCAUUGGCUCUGCGCCCUUUCGAGAGACGAGGAUAAAACAAAACAAUUAAUAUCAAGGGAAAGCACAUGAAAAAAAUGUGUCUUUGCAAGACAUUUAUCGUAUGUUUCGUCGACGACCUGUUUCCUAUAUUCGUUUCGAUAUUACGUUUCACGUGAGAAAAACAUCGUAAGCUUGCUGUUCAAUGAACAUAUUAUUGUACAUUCGAUAUCGGCGAUCUUCUCUCGUUCAACGUCGCUUCGCGUUUUACGAAGGGAUGGCCCUCCGGCUGGAAAACGACUCGCAUUAUGUCAAUGCGAGAGGACGUUGAUAUAGACUACUUCGAAAAGUGCAUUACCGGCGUUUCUCGCGUUUGUUCCCCGCCCGGGGCUUAUUUAUCGCUCCAAGGGCCGAGUCGCGGGCUGACUUCAAGUCGCAGCUGCUGUCUGUAAUGGAGUUGCGUACUGGCGCGCCGUCAUAUGUGAAGCAAGAAGUUGGGCGCGACGGGGAAGGGAAAGCAGUAGCCGACUCGAGAACAGACGUGAUGGAGGGACGAAGAACCUCGAGAAAAAGUAAAUACUCUGUGCAUCAAGCGUACGAAAGCUGCGCGGGAUAGCGAGCGCGCAAAAAAGAACGAACGGCCCUCGGGGGCGAGAGAGCGCGAAAAGGGGAGAGAAAGAAUAGUAUCACUCGAGAAACACGCGAGAUGACACGUGAAAUGAUACGAGAAUAUUCGACGUACAAGCUGAUAUCGCGCGAAGAAACGGGUAAGGAAAGAUGUAGCGAUAAAACAAGGGGACAGGGGGACGUCGCGUCGCGUCGCAUCGCGUCGGUGGGGAGAUACACGCGGAAAUAACCCGGGACAUUAUCAUGGUAGAAGAAACCGGACGACCGGGACGACACUUUGAUGCAUGGAGGGUGAACGCGGAUCAGAAAGAAAUCCACUCUCGCGGAUCGCAAAAAUCCGUCGUGGAUCGAAAAAAAAGUGCGAACGCAAGGUUGCCGCUGUCGCGCGAGGUGAGAGAGGUCGGAGGAGAGAAUCCGCGCGACCGCUGACAUCCGUAAGUGGAGUGGCAGCGAGUGCAAUAAAAAGUAAGCGAAACGGGGAAAAUCCAAUUGAGGGGAGCCGCGACCGCGCACAGGCAAGAACGGAACGCGGGUUCUCAGGGAAAGAGCGAGAGGAAAGGGAAGAAACGCGAGAGCGCAUCUCUCGCGAAGAAAAAAAAGACAAAGAAUCGAAAGACAUGCGCGAGGCGAGAUAGAAACGUGAAAAGCGCCGCUUAAGAGACACAGCGACGAUUUGCGAACAGUCGAGAAAAAUGCGAGGAACGCCAAGAUAAAUAACAGGAGGGAAGGAGACUCAAAGUACAGAAGAAGAAUUACGGGCGAGCGGAUGACGCGCGUCCGUCGAUCGCUCCGAAGAGAGCGCGUCUCGAAAGGAAAACGAGACGAGAUGGCUGGCAGAGCGGCAGGGGGAUGAUUGUACGUAAUUCAGUCCAAGCAAAAAAGCGUGAACGAGAUUGCCGAAACUUGCUAGAAAAUACAUGCAAAGAGAGAAAGAGAGAGAGAGAGAGAGAGAGAGAGAGAGAGAGAGAGAGAGAGAGAGGAGAGAGAGCGGGGAGAGGAUAUUUUGAAGAGGACCGUGAAUAACGAAGAGUCAGGAAGCGCUGUUCUUGGGGAUGAACCGAAGACAGAGGAAGGAGACGGUAGAAAGGACCGGAAUAAUGAGAGAAAAGGACGAUGCGAAGAGAAGAGACGGGCGCGACAGAGAGAAAUCGAGUGGGCACGCGGAGGAUGGCGCGAAGAGGUGAUGAGGGUGGUGGUGUACGAAGGAGCGCCACGUUGGAGGUACGCUGGCAAGUAUAGUAGGAGUGCUCGAACGCGUUGGCCAGGGGUGAGAGGGAGAGAAAGAGAGAGAAAGAGAGAGAGAGAGGACAUGUCGAGGGAGGGGGUGAGGUGACGUCACGCCGGGUCGAUACUCACUCAUACUACUCCUCCGCGUGCGGCGACACGGUAACCCCUCGGCGGUGGCGCACGCGCGCCUUUUACCCCUUACUCGUACCGCCGACACUCGUACUCGCUCCUGAACGUCGCUUCCCGCCAUAUUAGCCACCAUGGGGUAGGCGAGGAUGUGCGACAGGGGUGGCUCGGGGUGCUUCUUCUUCCGCAAGGAGGGCCGGGGGGAAGUGACAGACAUAAGCGCAAGUCCUGGGAGGCAGGCACCUGCCAACCAGUUGCGCCCCAAGGAACCACCCCCCAUGGUCAUUCAAGGAGACUUCAGGAAGGUGAGCGGGAUCAGUACAGAGAUCUUCAAGCAGAUCGAGACUGUCGAAAACGAUCAUGACGCAUCGACAGCGGCGGCUCUCGAAGCUGUUGAGCGGAGAGGCGAGAUGGUCGUGCGUGUCAUUGAGCCUCGGCAAAUGGGUAGACAGGCUUCCGAGGCGGCGAAAAAAUUUAUUGCUAUGCAGGAUCCUAAGCACCCCAUCCACUUCGUCGAGAUAAUCAAACGACCGGGACAGACCCUUGGCCUCUACAUACGUGAGGGCAACGGCGUCGACAGGAAUGACGGGGUCUUUAUCUCUAGGAUAGCCUUGGAGACCGCCGUGUACAACAGCGGCUGCUUGAAGGUGGGCGACGAGAUCCUGGCGGUGAAUCUGGUCGAUGUGACGCACAUGAGUCUGGACGACGUCGUGAUCAUCAUGUCGAUACCGAGGCGACUCGUCCUGGCCACGAGACACGGCCCGCAUCAACCAGUUUCGCACAGUCGCCAGUCUGAGCACAAGGCACCGCCCGUGGUAGUCAUCAAGAGGGAUUUGAAUGAGGACGAGAGUGACCACGCGACGAGUAAUCACGUCAGGGAUGGAGCUAGCCGUAGACGAGGUGACGGACGCGAAAUGUUGCCAUCGCGAUCGAGACUCGGUCUCACGGGUUUGGGGUCGAGCCAGGAUCUCGGAUCGAGCAACGGCGAUCUGUACUACAAUUCACGGCCGGAGGGUCACUGGUCCUAUCAACCGCCGCCGCCGCCGGUUAUCACGCACCAGCCGAAACCUUCGUCAACCCAACACUUUCAGCCGUAUGAGCGUGGUUAUCCGAAAACGUUGGAGAGCUUGGCAGAGAAAGAUUUUACAAAGGUACACCCCUUCUACACGGGCCCCAUGAUGCCCUCGAACGGCAGCCGACGUAUGUCGGCGGGUGGCGGAAUGCAAUCAGUCGGCGGCAGAUUGUCGGGCCAAACCGCGCAGUCUACCCAUUACGGCUAUGGCCAGCACACCGGAAGCGGAAGGAUCAUGCCGAGGAGUGGUUCCGACCAGCACCUACCCCGAGUCGAUUACACGAGCAUCACGACGCCGGCGCGACAUACCCUUCUUAGAUCCAGCUUGAAAUCAGGUACGUCAGCAUUGCGUUACAACCCGAGGUACGGACAGACUGACGUAACGUCCGCCGCACAGAGACAAGGACAAUUCGGCACCUUGACGAGGCGGCAUCGUCCGUCGUUGGACUAUGCCUCCGACACCGAGGCUACGUGCUCCAGUUCGCCAAAAUCAGCGUAUUACUAUUAUAGGCACAAUAUGAGCAAUCCAUCUCAGAGCAGCGCCGUGUCGCAUUUAGCUACCCUAUCGAGGUCACAAAUCGGUCAGAGUUCCUCAGGUUUAAGGUCGAAUUCACUACCACGAAGCGGUCGAACGUUGCCUCAGCAACCUGGUCUCAGAUCGGGCCUCAGCACGGUCGCGUCGGGCCUGAUCGAUCAAGAGGACAGUGACGGCGCCCUAUCGGCGCCGGAAUUGCCUUCCAUCAGGCGUGACAGAGGCAGGAUACCGUCCUCGCCGAGUGUAUUCACAUCGGACGAGUACCGCGCCUGGCUGAGCCGCACGCCGAGUACCAGCGCCCUGUACGAGCAGAUCAGGGCGACCACAAGUAGACCACCUCGUUAUACGUACAGUGCUGAGAACAUUCACGCAGCCGUCAAUCAGGGUGACUACGGCACUUACGGUGGGUACAGACAGCUCUCGACCACGCUCGAUCGACUGUCGACGAGAUCGGCCUCGGCCCAGCAGGUCAAUCUCGCGAACCUGAGAGCGUCGACGGCGAUCAGCUCGACGUGCCAUCGCGGUACAACGAAUCCGAGGCCAGCCUCGGUGGCUUCGAGCGCGCGCUCAUCGCUGGCAGCUCAGAAAGCGUCGCUGACGAGUUCCGCGAGCCAACGGGCGACGUCGGUCAGAAGAAUCAGAAACCUGUUCGACUUGGAGUCCACGAGAAGCAUACCCACCCCAACGCCUACCAGAACUCAGGGUCAAAUACUGCUAGAUAUUAAUCCUGCGGAGUUCCUCAAGUAUAAAAUAGAGAAGCCGCCGACUGUGGGCACUCCGAGCUCGACGAGCUCGCUUUUGAGCUCGCUCGGGGAAUCGACCGGCGGCGAUUUGACAAGCGGCGUUAGCGGAUUGUUAUCGGUCCAUCUUUUAGCAGGGCGUGGCCUCCGAUCGACUACGACCUCAUCGGCUGCCACUACACCUUCCACUCCCUCAGGUCAGCCGAAUUUAGCUAGUUGCGGCUUGAGAGACUUGUACUGCGUAUUGGAGUGCGACAGGGUGCACAAAGCUCGUACGGUAGUGCGAACCGGCGAUCUGAUGUUUGACUGGGACGAAACCUUCGAGCUGGACCUCGUAGGCAAUCGGCAGCUGGAUCUGCUCGUAUAUUCUUGGGACCCACAGUACAGACAUAAACUCUGUUACAAGGGAUCGGUACAUUUAGCGAGUCUGCUGAAGGAGUCGCCAGAACAUCAGCUGGCUGUCAAGGUUGAGCCACGUGGCACAAUCUAUUUAAAACUACGAUACACCGAUGCCCAACAAACUUUCCGUCGAAGGGGUCUGCCGGUCAUAUCAUUAGCUACGAGGGUAGCGCCUCUCUUCGGGGUUGAUUUAGAUACAGUGGUAAGUCGAGAAACCAAGACUGGUGGAGUUCCCGGUGGAGUUUCCACGGUUUUGGCGAUGGGUAUUCCGAAUGUUCCGAUUAUCGUGUGGCGUUGCGUCGAAGAGGUGGAGAGAAGAGGACUUGACAUUAUCGGUUUGUACAGACUUUGUGGUUCGGCCACCAAGAAAAGGAUACUUAGGGAAGCUUUCGAGAGAAACGCGCGAUCCGUGAAUCUGUCGCCCGAUAACGUGCCGGACAUUAAUGUCAUCACCGGUGUACUAAAGGAUUAUUUGCGAGAACUUCCGGAACCUCUCUUCACGAAGUGCCUCUACCAGAUGAUGGUCGACGCACUGGCCGUCUGUUUGCCGGACGACCCGCAGGGCAACGCUAAGCUUAUGUUCAGUAUACUAGAUUGCCUGCCUAAGGUCAACAGAUGCACGUUGAUCUACUUGUUGGAUCACCUAGCGAUGGUAGUAUCACAGUGUAAUAAAAUGUCACCGGCAAGUCUCGCCGUUUGCUUCGGUCCGGUAUUGAUGUUACACUCGGAAGAAAACGGACCUCCGAUGGAUUUCCAACAACCGAUCGCCGUGCUUAAGUAUCUGUUGGAGAUUUGGCCAGUAAAGUCAGUUCGGAAGACUUCUUCAGUCGGUUCAACACUUCCUCGAGUUACGCCAGUAGUCGAGCGCAGCAACAGUCAGCAGCAUCUGCAGCAAGCGCAGCAGCAAGUGCAGCAGCAGCUGCAGCAACAUGUGCAGCUGCAGGGAACAUUGGGACGCACAGGGCUGCCCUGGCAGCAGCCACCCUCACUUCAUCAUCAACCCCAAACUACGGUAGCCGCAAUCCUCGGACCCUCCAUUCGUCCUCCACCACCACCGGUCAAGCCUCGGCAGGUGAUAGUCUCGUCUCCCGGUUCACCUAGCAGCGAGGAAUCGGAGGCCUCGCCAGAGCCAAUUAACAAGAGCCUCCUGGGCAAUUUGGGGUACGAAAAGAACGACGAGACGGCGACGACGACGACGACGACGACAUCGAGCACGACGUCGGGCGGUAUUGGCAUCGGCAUUAACACUGGUACGGGCGUCGGCGUUGAACAGGUGACGCCUACGAGCAGCGUCGACACCGAGGAGGGUAAUCCCCAGCAUCCCGAGGAGGGCGAGAAAGGCGUGGAGGGUGACGUCGAGGCAAGCGACGACGAUCGACAUCAGCAUAUACCCAAGACGCACUAAUCGCGACUCGCCGUCGUCGCGCGGGUGUGCGCAGUGAGUAACGGAGAGAGGCCACGGAGAUGACCAUUCCUCAAGAACGUAGACGAAUUGAGGGCUGCUUCAUCGCUUCAUACUUGUAGUAGUAGAAGUAGUAGUGACGGAACGAAAGACAAAUCGAAAAUUAGACCGAUUGGCUCGGAAAAUAAAACGAAUUUGCAGAAAGCGACUUAGUUAAUUUUAUUAAAAUCGUUAAUUGUAGAGUCGUUUCGUGAAUAUUCUCGGAUCAUCAGGGCUGAUUGUUUAACUUUAAAUACGAAAUAGGAAAAAAGUAUUGCACGGUGCUAAUAUUUGAAUAUCGAUUCGUAACGAUCUUCGUUACGCACCCCCCAAUCAAGAGUUACGGUGGUUAAUUGAUUCCAAUUUAUUAUGUUGAGUAUGAUUGCUCGUGAGGAGUUGUUAAAGUUAAGCGAGAGGAGAAUAAGCGGAGAGAUGGUCUAGCUCGGUCAGUGUUACUACAUUAUGCUGGAGCGUAGUGAAAUAAAAACUAGUAAAUUUCUCCUUCGAAUGUCACGUCUCGAUUUAUCGCCUCUUCCAAUCGAAAUGGAAUUUCGUGAAAAACGAAACGUGAUGUACCGAAUUACUGUAAUAUAUUUAAUGAAACAUAACCGUAAAAGGGUAGCGCUAACCGAGAGAUGGUUGAGAAUCAAACCAAGAGACACGGAUACUACGAUCGUUACUCGUCAUAGGAAGAUAGAUCAGGAAUCGAUAUACGUGCACUCAUUCCGUCAGAAGCAAUUGCGACGCGGGCCGAACCGGCAGACAAGUAUUUUAACAAGUUUGAAGAUGGUUUACGUUACGUUAUUAAAAAGUCGCUGCUGAGAAAGCAGCUUAUACAAUUCGAACACGCUCAGUCCUCCGAACAUCACGGGAAUUUCUCUGAGAACACGUAAUGGCCUUUCAAGUAAUAAUCUCUCAAAGCAGAUGUUGGCUCGCAGAUGGAUCAAUCACGCGCACUUUACCAUCAACGCCCUUUUCCGGGAAAAUCCAUCAAGGAGAAAGAUGGAAAUAGAGAAGGAGAAGAAGGGGACAUUGUCCCUCCGUGUCGUCAUCGUCGGCAUUACUAACGUCAACACGAUCAACAUGAACACACAACACACGGAACUUAAAGCGAGCGAGCCGGUCAACGAAGAGAGGCGCACGUGGCAUACAUAAUAAUCAGUUUAUAUGCAAUAUACUAUAUAUAUAUACAUAUUAUAUAUACAUAUGUAGACUAGUCACGAUAUUACGUGUGUGCUUUUGAUAAAAAACUAUUACUUGUAGCAUUAGCUAGCUCUCGUAUACAAAAAACAAAAGGAUACAUGAACAAACAAACUGACAAACCAACAAACAGCUAAACUAUACGAUAUACAUAAUAUAUAUAUAUAUAUAUAAAGAUGUUAUACAUACGCUGGGGAAGAGGAGAGCGCGAGGACACGGCGGUGUUUCUAUAUGUCGACAAUAGGACACACAGGCGGAUUCGUUUGCGUAUAGAUAUAGUAUCGGGCAAUCAACUGGCUAUUGUAUCAAUACCGGACGAUCGAUUGUCCGAGAUUGGGUCGCGGAUGAUUAGAACAGGAGAAGAAGCCGCUACGCGCGCGGGAGGAACUGACCGAAAACGAUAAUAAUUACAAGUAAACAGAGAGAAAUGCUACGGUUAAUUACCUAUACUUUUAAAAAAGGAAAAACGAGUAAAAAGUACCCAGUAUUAUUAUACGUCUAAAAACUGUAAAACGAUGACCGAACGAGAAGCAGAGCGAGAGAGUGAGCGAAUGAGAGCGCGAAAAAGAAAAAAGAAAGAGAAAAAGAGGGAGAGAGAGACGCGCGAAUGGAGUAACAUGAAAAUAACGAAUGAUUAGGAAAGAAAGAAGAAUUAAAUGUAGACGCAACCGUCGUCGCAGCGAUCGUUGAGAACGAUCAAGCGACGAAUGAAAUCACGCACUACAAUCCGGAGCGAAGCCACGAGCGCCGCGCGGUCGCGAUUCUCUCUCGUUAUAGUUGUCGCUGCAACACACCGUUAUCGCACGAUCUCUCGCUCGUGGCUUGGCUCGCGAUGAAGAAAAAAAAAAGAUUAAGGAGCACUGUAAUCUGUAUAAAUACGCACGUAUAAAUAGAUAUUAUACACAUCUGCGUAAUUACUUCUUUCCGCACAGUUAGCGUUACCGCGCGAGAAGUACUCAAAGGGUUUAAGGGCGAAAAGACAGGUCGGCGGGGCGAGAGAAAAGGGGGGAGAAAGGGUAAAGUUUUAAUUGAAGUAGCCGCGAAACCGAGACUAAUUGUAUAGCUGAGUGUAACAUGUACAUAUAUAUCUAUACAUAUACGAGCCGCAAUCCUAGCUGUAUUUCCAGCCCCAGACCGGAUGACUGUCGUUCGAUGUGUGUGUGUGUGUGUGUGUGUGUAUGCGUGCGAGUGAAUGCCGGGUACCGAGGUGUCCUCUUCCGUUUCUUUCCCCGCGGAUUUAGGAACGGAAAAAGCAAAAGUAAAAUUCGUGAGCAAAAGUCGAUAGCGAGCCUUUCGUUUUCGAAACAAGCGCCCACUUAAAACGAAACUAGUUGCGGGACAUUUUCGCUAUAAAUCAUUGGUCACGAGAAUCGAAUAAAAUAUAUAUUUACAAGUAAA
Molecule: messenger RNA, 11642 nt
Organism: Solenopsis invicta (red fire ant)
Lineage: Eukaryota; Metazoa; Arthropoda; Insecta; Hymenoptera; Formicidae
Gene: RhoGAP100F
Product: rho GTPase-activating protein 100F
Exons: 20
Coding region: 5007-9008 (1333 amino acids)
Biological process (GO): signal transduction
Molecular function (GO): protein binding
Source: RefSeq, a predicted model, not a curated record